Setaria italica (foxtail millet) is the source of this 750-nucleotide messenger RNA. RefSeq names its product LON peptidase N-terminal domain and RING finger protein 3. The record is from RefSeq and is a predicted model, not a curated record. The coding region runs from base 1 to 750 and encodes 249 amino acids. The transcript has 2 exons. Lineage: Eukaryota; Viridiplantae; Streptophyta; Magnoliopsida; Poales; Poaceae.
AUGGAGGCGGGGAGGUUGAUGCGACGCAGCGUCACGCUGGCGGACCAGCUGGCCGCGGUGGGGCCGCCGCAGGCGGUCGGGGCGGCGGCGGGGUCGUGCAACCUCCGCGACCUUCUCAAGCUCCGCGACGAGGACGACCUCGCGGCGGGGCGGCGCGCCGCGGUCACGCUCGCAUCCGCCAUGGCCGCCGAGAGGCAGGUCUCGCUGCCGUCGGCCUCGCCGUCGGCGUCCACCGCCGCGGCGGCGGCUGCUGUAGCGGCGCGCACCCUCCUCGACAUCAUCCGGGACGACCAGCCCCCUCCCGCCGCCGCGUCGGGGGACGGCCCCGGCGCUGCCGACCCCUUCCUCGUCCGCCGCGCGGUGUCGCUGCCCGCCCCGACCACGCCGCCCGCGGUGGCGGAGGCGGCGGAGGAGGAGGAGCAGGGGGAGAGGGUCUCCCUGAUGGCGCUCCUGGAGCAGACCGACAGGCAGUGGAGCGCCGGUGCCGGCGCCGCGGCCCCGCGCGAGGAGGAGGACGUGGCGGGAGCGGAGGCGCUGGAGCUGGUGGAAGACGACACGGAGCCGGGGGCCGGCGCGGGCAGGGGCGUGGUCGCCGGCUGCUGCUGCGUGUGCAUGGCACGGGCCAAGGGCGCGGCCUUCAUCCCCUGCGGCCACACCUUCUGCCGCGCCUGCGCCCGCGAGCUCCUCGCCGGCCGCGGCCGCUGCCCGCUCUGCAACGCCGCCAUCGUCGACGUCCUCGACAUCUUCUGA